This is a messenger RNA of Drosophila gunungcola (fruit fly), 5150 nucleotides long. RefSeq names its product phospholipid-transporting ATPase ABCA3. Gene Ontology annotation, biological process: transmembrane transport; lipid transport. Gene Ontology annotation, molecular function: lipid carrier activity; ATP hydrolysis activity; ATP binding. Lineage: Eukaryota; Metazoa; Arthropoda; Insecta; Diptera; Drosophilidae. Gene Ontology annotation, cellular component: intracellular membrane-bounded organelle; membrane. The record is from RefSeq and is a predicted model, not a curated record.
AAUCACAGUAGCCUGUGGGCAUUAAAGGCAAAACUAACUAAAACUAACAAUAUCUGAAAUCUGAAACAAUGACGGUGCGCGACUAUAUACGCAAGUUUAUACUGAUGAACUGGAAGAACCAAAAGUUGCAGCUGGCCAGUCCUUUCGAGCUACUAUUCAUAGUGCUUUUGCCCCCAUUAUUUACCCUUGUGGCGGUGUCGAUGCGAUUCCUUGUGCCAGUGGAUCCCCGAUCCGAUAAGGUGUACGAGCCGAUCGAUCUGGAUCGCAGCUGGGCAGAAAUGGUUGAAAAGUUGGAAAGGGCGCGACAAUUUGCCGAUCGGUUCAAUGUGAAGGGGAAUCCGUUCACACCGCAUCUAGUUAUUGGCUGGGCCCCGGAACGAUAUCAUGUUUUCAAAGCCAUGAUGACAAGAGUCCAGACGGAAAUCGAACCGAUGUCCAUGUUGAGUUUCGAAGACUGCGAGAAGCUGCGCGGGGCGAUGGUCGAGCAAAACCUAUUUGCAGGCCUCUGCUUCAGUGAGCAUCCGUUCAAGGAGGAACGCCUCUUUAAGGAGGAGUCCCAGUGGCCGAAUGGCCAUAUGCAGCCGGUGCUCAACUACACCAUUAUUUUACCCAGUGAGCUGAGGCUGUUGGACGGUGACUUUUUGAUGGCCAACUGGAUGACCCUGUACAAGGACGAUCCGCACACCUUCCUGCUUAUCCGUCUCAAUCAGCCGUACGAGGGCGGAUUCGUGGGCUACGUUCGCGAGGGUUUCAUUCGGCUCCAGAAAACGGUCAGCGAAGCCUUCCUGGACUUGGCCAGCCACAAAUCCCCGCCCACCAUCCUUUUGAGACGCUUCCCCGUCACCGGGCGCGCUCAGGAUCCCCUCAUGUACAAUCUUGACUACGGCAUGUCCUUCAUGGUCAUCAUCGGCUUCCUUUUUCCCAUCCAGCUUUUCGUUUGGCAAGUGGUAAAUGAAAAGCAGACGCAACUUCGCCAGUUUCUGAUCAACAUGAACAUUAGCAAUCUUAUACACUUUGUUUGCUGGUAUAUCAAGGGAGUGGUGUACAUGAUGCUUAGCUCGCUACUAGUCGCAUUGCUUUUAAAGGUCCGCUGGGACCAGGAGCACGGGGUGCUGACUCAGACACCCUGGUACAUAUUGAUUUUAGUGCUAUUCUGCUACAGCUCCGCCUCAAUUUCAUUUGCGUUAUUGGUUGCGUCGUUCUUCCGAAAUGCUCUCAACGCCGUUCGGGUGAUAACUAUCAUGUGGGUGGUGUCCUAUGUGCCCACGUUUAUACUGUGGAAUGCCCCGGGUGGCACUAUUCUACCCCUUCGCUAUGUGUCGUAUGUGCUGCCGAAUGUCGUGCUAACUCUGGCUUUCGAGUGUCUUAUUGAACGGGAAUCGAUAUAUAACGUUACUUGGACCGAUUCUGGCUAUAUUCUGAACUACCAUGGCAGUCCCGUGACGGUGUCCUCGAGCACCUGGAUCUUCAUGCUGACCUCACUUAUUUACUGUGCCAUUGGACUGUAUGUGGACACGUGGCGCGGCAUCAAUCAGUCCGGUAAGAAAAUGAAGAAACCCAAUCCAGUGGCUAGUGUGCACGAGGAUCCGUAUCAUGAUCGGGCGGAUAGCUUCACGCAUCAGGGUCAGGCCAUUGGAGUUAAUUCCACCAAAAUCUACGAAGUGGAACCCUCCCAUCGGCGCUUCAAGCUGAAGAUCAAGAAGCUUUGCAAGCGCUUUGCGACCAAAGAUCGUCCGGCCUUGAAUCUUUUCUCGUGGAAUGUCUACGAGAACGAGGUCACCGUGCUGAUGGGCCACAAUGGCUGUGGCAAGAGUACACUGCUCAAAAUUCUAGCUGGCUUGGAAGAGCCCAGUCGCGGCACUGUAAUGAUAUCCACCUUCAACAUACAGACCGAAAGGAAGGCAGCCUCCAUGGAACUGGGCAUCGCAUUUGGGCACGAAAUGCUCUUGACCGGCUUCACAGUCCUUGAUUAUGUGCGAUUUAUUUGCCGGGUGAAGGGCUUGCAUAACUCAAUCGAAAUCGAUGGACAGGCAAACUAUUUUCUUAACGUCUUGCGAAUGGAAAAUUUGAAAGGAAAGCGAAUCCGCAAUCUCACCGCACGCGAUCUGUGCUUAGUCAGCAUCUGUUGUGCUUUCGUGGGCAAUAGUCCCAUAAUCCUCAUAGACGACAUACACUCCGACCUGGACAAGCGCUCACAGUCGCUGGUCUGGGACCUGAUCAACGAGGAGAAGUCGAAGCGCACCAUUAUCCUAGUCUCCAAUUUGCCGUCGUUGGCCGAAAAUAUUGCCGAUCGGAUGGCCAUUAUGUCGAAUGGAGAACUCAAGUGCACGGGCACAAGACCCUUUUUGAAAAAUAUGUACGGACAUGGCUAUCGAUUGACCUGCGUAAAGGCCAAGAAUUGUAAUGUUAAGGAACUGUUUGAGAUGAUGAACAGCUAUAUGCCCAACAUGAGCGUCGAGAGGGACUUUGGGUACAAAGUCACUUUCGUGCUGGAGAACAAGUACGAGGAUCAGUUCCCGAUGCUGAUUGACGAUCUGGAGCAGGAAAUGGAGCGCUUGGGGGUGCUAAGUUUUCGAAUACGGGACACAUCGAUGGAGGAGAUCUUCCUGAGAUUUGGAUGCGAGGACAACGACCAGGCGGGCGGCUAUCAGUCGCAGGAGAAUACCCAGGUGCUGCUGGAAGAGUAUUUUGCUACGCUGGCGGAGGCCAAGGAAAAGGGUCGUGCGACGGGCUGGCGAUUGGGUCUGUUACAUUUCAGGGCUAUGUUCUACAAGCGAUGGAUCGCGGCCUUCCGGCAUUGGAUGGUUUUGGUAUUCGAGUUGUUGGCCAUUGCGCUGGCUGGGGUGUGCACAUUUUCCAGCGUUUUCAUCUACGGCAAGAACUAUCAGCUGGUGCCACUGACCUUCAACCUCAGCCAGCUGCAUACCGUCGAUGCCUUCGCGGAGCUCUUCUCCGACGACGACAACGCCAAGGACAUGCACGCCUUCUACACGGAACUGCUCUACUGGUACGAUGCCCAUGUGACGAUGUUGACGAGGAACCGGCGCAGCAAAUACGCCCUGUUGCACCAAAACGAGUUCACCAGAAACGUCAACUUUCGCUAUAUAUUCGGGGCCACCUUUGCCAAGGGCACGGUCACUGCCUGGUUCAACAAUAUACCCCUGCACUCAGCGCCCUAUGCCUUAAAUGCCGUCCACAAUGCGGUGGCCAGACACUUAUUUGACGUGGAGGCGACCAUCGAUGUGACCCUGGAGCCGCUGCCAUUCCAGACGAACAUCAACACCUAUCCACCGAACAACAACAAUUUCGGUGGUUCCUUGGCCUUCAGCAUAUGCUUCGUCCUGAUCUUUAUAUGGCCGGCGUUUGCUAUUUUCCUGAUCAGCGAGCGCGGCAGCUUCAUGAAAAAGCAACAAUUUUUGGCCGGAGCAAGUUUUUCCAGCUACUGGGUGUUUACUGCGCUAUAUGAUGCCUUCUUCCUGCUCCUCUUCUGCCUGGGCGUAGUGGGUUUGGUGGCCAUCUACAAGAGUCCCCACCACGACGUAAUGCUAUACGUCUUCAUAUUGAUCACUUUAAUGCUGGCUGGAAUUUGGGUGAUCUUGCUCGCUUACUUUAUAUCCAGCAUUUUCCGCAACCCGUGUUAUGGAUUUAUGUGGCUUUGCGGGAUUAACAGCCUAGGCCUCGUCGUCUUCUCACAAUUAUAUAGAACUGGUCUCGAAAAUAUGACUCUCGAGCCGAGCGUUUUGACCAUGUAUUCGGUGGCCGUGAUAAUAUGCAAACUUUUAGUGAUCUACGAGUACAAGCUAAUCUGUACGGAUCCCAUAGUGAACUUCACCUCCAUCGAGAUCUUUAAGUGCAAGAGCACCCCCAAUUGCUGCUUUAGUUCGGACUACAGUACUCCCGAAUCGGGUAUCUAUUGGGAGCUCACUGUGAUGACGGUACUUAACAUUGUGCUGGGAGUUCUACUGUUUUUCAAGGAGUUUUACUCGAUCGUGGGAUUUGGAUACUGUCGCUCUGCGAAGACGGCCAGUUCGGAGGAUUCCAAUCGCGAAGGUAACCUGUCCACUGCCAAUACCUUGGAUUAUGCAAUCUCCGCCAAAAGAUUCAGAGCCAAUAAUCUAACGGAGCAGGAGAGCGGUAAAAUGGCAGCCGUCGGGAUUGGUAUUGUCAGCAAAUAUCGCCGUAACAAAGUGCUUAAGGACCUGGACUUCUCUGUGGAAAGGUCCGAGUGCCUUAGCAUCUAUGGAUCGAACAACUCCGGCAAGUCGACGCUGCUGAGACUGCUGGUGAGCGAGGCGAAGCUAAAGAGUGGACAGAUCUGGAUCCAAGGCCACUCGGUGCAUCGCAACCGGCUAAAGUGCUACCGAAUAGUGGGCUAUUGCCCGCAGAGGGACAGCCUUCCGGCGGAGUUCACUCCCCGGGAGCUGCUCUACAUCCACGGCUUGAUCCAGGGACACAAGCACCGGAUGGCCCGCGAGCUGUCGGAAUCGCUGCUCCGGAUGCUGGGACUCGCGCAGUGCUGGAAUCGAUCGGUGCGCAUGUGCACCAAAGGACAGAUCCGGCGAUUUUACUUUGCCUACGCCGUGAUGGGAUCCCCGGAUCUCAUCUGCGUGGACGGGGUGCCAGCUGGCCUGGAUCCCACCGGCAAACAAAUCAUGCUAAUGAUGACCUCCACCAUGCAGUCGAUGGGCUCCAGUUUUCUGUUCACCACACUGACAAGUCUGGACUCCGAGCGACUGUGCACGCGGACACCGCUCCUCAAGGAGGGCCAGCUCUGGAUGAUCGGUGAUGAAGAUGCCCAAAACGCGAGCUACAGGGAUGGCUACCAGGUGGAGGUGCGGUUCAAGCGCAAGGUCAAUCCCAAUGUCAGCAUGUCUCGGACCACCUGGAACCUCAUCAACCACUUCCCCAUGUCGCCGAACAAAAAGUUCAGCGCCUUUAUGGGGAUCAAGUUCCCCGAGGCCACGCUCCAUGCCGAAAGGGAGGACUCAAUGGUGUUCCACAUGCCAUUGGGCACCACCACAUUCUCGGAAAUAUUUUUUACACUGCGCAAAGAUGCCUUCGAAAUGAACAUCGAGGACUAUUUCAUAACGCGCAAUAUGCGCACAGGUUCCCAGAUCUAUGGUAUAGACCAUUUUCAUGAAAACCUUUGA